AAAGCAGUUCCGGAAAUCUUCCUAGUUGUCAUGUUUGAAGGCUGGACGUUCAAGAAGAACUUGUUAAUGAAACAUGCGGGAAGUGUUUUCAGAAAUCUCCACGGAGGAACGGACAGUCCUGGUCAACGUCCUCCAGCUCAGACUAGUCCGCUGACUCAGGCUUCUCCUGCUGGUCUGGUUUUCCUGCCUAGGUCGGUGAUGGAGCGGCUGGUCUCCAGGCUCACCGAGAAACACGUCCUGUUCCCGGCUUCCUUCGCGGUGAGACUGGCUCUGGUCUUUUACGGGGACCACCAGGACAGGACCAUGGUGGUGAAGUACACAGACAUCGACUACCAUGUGUUCACAGAUGCUGCAAGGUUCAUCACUGAGGGUGAGUCCCCGUACAACAGAUCUACAUAUCGCUACACUCCUCUGUUGGCCUGGCUUCUCACCCCCAACAUCUACCUCAGCAUGGUGUUUGGCAAGAUCCUGUUCAUCAUAUGUGAUGUGCUCUCAGGGCUGCUCAUCUACAGAAUCCUCUGCCUGCGAGGUCUAAGCUCUGAGACUGCACGUCGUGUUUCCUCUCUGUGGCUCCUCAACCCACUGCCCAUGGGAGUGUCCAGCCGAGGGAACGCUGAGUCCAUCCUGGCGGCCCUGGUGCUGGGGACACUACUUUGUAUGGAAGGCCGGCGUCUCAUAUGGGCAGCUUUUCUGUAUGGUCUGUCUGUCCAUAUGAAGAUCUACCCUGUUACAUAUGCGCUGCCCAUUGCUCUGACCCUGCGCACACCAGAGACCAGAGCAGAGGAGGACACACAGAGGUGGAGGUGGAUGAGGUUUAUCAGGUUCAUUGGAAGCUUCAUCAACAAAGAGCUGUUCCUCUUUGCAAGUGUGGCCGGAGGAGUUUUCUGUAUGCUCACAGCACUCUUCUAUUACAUGUAUGGCUGGGAGUUCCUUCAUGAGACCUACUUGUACCAUCUGAUCAGAAGAGACAUCAGACACAACUUCUCUCCAUACUUCUACAUGCUCUACCUCACUGCAGACAGCAGGUGGAGCCAGUGGCUCGGCCUGGCUGCCUUUCUCCCACAGCUCGUCCUGCUGUUGGCGGCAUCGUGGGCCUUUCACUCUGACCUGGCCUUUUCCUGUUUCCUGCACACAGCCAUCUUUGUCUCCUUCAACAAAGUCUGCACUUCACAGUACUUCCUGUGGUACCUCUGUUUACUUCCUCUGGUCAUCCCUCGCCUGAGUCUGUCACUGAAACAGGGGGUGGGACUGCUGCUCCUCUGGUUUGCUGGACAGGGCAUUUGGUUGGGCCCGGCCUACUUCCUGGAGUUUGAGGGCUACAACACCUUUCUGUUGAUCUGGCUCGCUGGACUGCUCUUCUUGAUCAUCAACUGUUUCAUCUUGAUUCAGAUCAUAACCCAUUACAAACCAACACAAACUCCACAGAGACUAAAGGCUGACUGAUGCUCAGGUGAUGUGAAUGUGGAGGGAGUUGAUCUCAGCCUCACUGUGAAGAUUCAGAUUCAGAUUCAGAUUCAGAGGAUUUUCCAUGUUCCACUUGUUUUCAACUGGUGGAUGAUGAUGGACUAUGGAAACAUGCACAAAAAUAAACUUUGUAUUUUGUUGAA
Molecule: messenger RNA, 1607 nt
Organism: Lates calcarifer (barramundi perch)
Lineage: Eukaryota; Metazoa; Chordata; Actinopteri; Centropomidae
Gene: pigm
Product: phosphatidylinositol glycan anchor biosynthesis, class M
Exons: 8
Coding region: 31-1443 (470 amino acids)
Biological process (GO): GPI anchor biosynthetic process
Cellular component (GO): membrane; glycosylphosphatidylinositol-mannosyltransferase I complex
Molecular function (GO): GPI mannosyltransferase activity; alpha-1,4-mannosyltransferase activity
Source: RefSeq, a predicted model, not a curated record